Ceutorhynchus assimilis (cabbage seed weevil) is the source of this 899-nucleotide messenger RNA. Lineage: Eukaryota; Metazoa; Arthropoda; Insecta; Coleoptera; Curculionidae. The record is from the annotation of a GenBank genome assembly.
CAGAAUUUAUUUAUUGUCAAAGUUACUCAAUAUAAAAAUUAGUAUUAAAAUUACCAGCUCAUAUGGGUUUAUGUAUUGGAAAGCUCCAACUAGAUUUCUGCAGUUGUUGUCCCAAAAAGCAAAAACCAGUACCCAAAAUAAUAUCGGAAAACUCCUUGGAAGUGAUCACGGAAAUAGUGUACGCCUUAAGAGAAAACGCCCGACUCUACCGGAACUUUGGAUGGUUUUGUUUGCUCCAGGUUCGAGAAUCAGACGGCCACUUGAACCUGGAAAUGGCCAACCAAAUUCUGACGAUGAUCGAAAACGGUUCCGCCCCGGCAAAUCGAAUGAUUUCAGCCUGGAACAGAGAAGCAGCUUUUGCUUUGUACCAGUAUUUACGAGCCAAUCAACCCUUGAUACCGGAAUCAAUCCAGUCAAUAGUUUUGGAUAACAAUAAUUGCAAUAUAAAUCCGGAAAUUGUAGCUGCAGACGUUUUAGGAUUGAUCGAUGAAGAGCUGCAUCAUAGGCAGAAGACGCUUUUGUGGUUGCUGUUUCAGCUAUUUGAUUGUGGAAUCAAAGUUUCUCCUGCUGAUGAACUUGGAGGGAAUACUUGGCCGGUAUCCACUUUGCCGUUGUUUUUUAAUCUUGAAGAUCAUCGGUAUUUGAACGAUUGGAGGAGGAUUUUGAUGAUUUUUGUCGAGAUGAUUAGGCAGGCACCGAAUACACUCGAUGAUGUUUUCAAUGCUCAAGCUUUAAGAGUAAAUUGAAUAUGGGAUUGGACAAUUGUUUUGUAAAUAAGAAUAAUCAAUUAUUAGUAAUAAUAAAGCAAUCGUUUGAAUGGAUUUUAGGUGUGUAUCACCCUGUAAACAUCAAUUUUACAUGAACAUAAAAUAUAAUAUGCAAUAAAAUUUGGUGGUAAA